AUGCAGAGCGGUGGACUAUCGCAAGCAGCUGGCGACCAAAGCAGCGCUCCAGCCACCGGCGGAGUGAAGAAGCCCCAUUGCUACCGACCCGGCACCGUGGCUCUGAGGGAGAUCCGGCGCUACCAGAAAUCCACCGAGCUGCUCAUCCGCAAACUUCCCUUCCAGUGCCUGGUGUGGGAGAUCGCCCAGGACUUCAAGACUGAUCUGCACUUCCAAAGUUCAGCUGUCAUGGCUCUGCAGGAGGCCAGUGAAGCUUACCUGGUGGGGCUCUUUGAGAACACCAACUUGUGUGCCAUCCACGCCAAGCGGGUCACCACCAUGCCCAAAGACAUCCAGCUGGCUCGGCGCAUCCGCGGGGAGCGUGCCUAAACCCGACCUUGGCACAAAGCACAACAAACUACAUCACAGGCACAACCCUCUCCACAAUCAGUCGUAUCGACAGGAGGCUCAUCAUCCAUCAUCUAAAAU
Molecule: messenger RNA, 468 nt
Organism: Mobula hypostoma (lesser devil ray)
Lineage: Eukaryota; Metazoa; Chordata; Chondrichthyes; Myliobatiformes; Myliobatidae
Exons: 1
Coding region: 1-369 (122 amino acids)
Cellular component (GO): nucleosome
Molecular function (GO): DNA binding; protein heterodimerization activity; structural constituent of chromatin
Source: RefSeq, a predicted model, not a curated record